AAAAAUAAAUUAAAAUAAACAAACUAAAAAAAAAAUUCAAUAAUGGCUGCUGCCACCGCCGCUUCCAAACUCACCACCGCCUUCUUAACCGUCCCAUCUGCAUCCCACCACCACCGCCAUCACGGCCAACCGCCGCUAACAACCAUAAAACCACCCUCAUUUUUCAAACCCAAGAGACUCCUCAGCAUUUCACGUAAGGCCACUGACGUCUCCUCUUCCUCAGUGCAGGCGGAGGAGUCCUCCUCUGCGGCAGCUCCUAAGGACAAUACUGAGAACUGGGUUCCUGUGGUGCCGCUGGCGGCUCUUCCCAAAGGAGAGCGGCGCGUGAUUAUGCAAGAUGGAGAGAUUAUACUGCUGCUGUGGUAUAAAGAUGAAGUUUUUGCUAUUGAAAAUAGGUCCCCGGCUGAAGGUGCCUAUACUGAGGGCUUGCUCAAUGCCAAACUCACUCAGGAUGGCUGUAUAGUUUGCCCAACAACUGAUAGCACAUUUGAUCUGCGAACUGGAGCUAUUAAAGAGUGGUAUCCUAAUAAUCCCGUGCUGAGGGUUCUGACUCCGGCUUUAAGAAACUUAUUUGUUUAUCCAGUGAAAGUAGAAGGUGAAAAUAUCUACAUAAGCUUAAAAGGUGGUGCAAGCGAUGCGUCUGCAGAGAUUGUCUUCAGUGGAAAAGCUCAACCUGGUUUAACAGCAACUGAUGUCAAUGUCGAAGAGGUGAGAAUGGUGGUUGAUGAGGAGCUGGAAGGCUUUGGAUUCACAGGGACAAAUGAAUUGAUAAAUGGAAAGGCAGCAAUUAUUGGUUUUCUGUUGCUUUUAGAUUUCGAGCUGUUGACUGGGAAAGGCCUACUUAAGGGAACAGGGUUCUUGGACUUCAUUUAUUCGAUUUCGAAUGCUUUCAAUUGAGAGUCUGUUCGAAUCUCACAUGAUGGAAAAAAUUUCCACGUACUGCUAUUGUGGUGAACCAAGAACAUUCAUAGUACUUGCUUUCAUACCUUGACAACUUCUGUAUUCUGUCCAAACUACUUUGAUUCCAAAGUAUGAGACUAAUGAUGAUUCUUGUAUAUGAUUCAAUAAUCAAAAGUAUUGACACAGCUGUAGCCAUAUGAACGAAUUAUCGGCUUUCAUUUUCUCAUAUGAUUAGUUCUGUAUAUCAUAUUCUGUAUUCUUCUUCCUCAUUGGCCA
Molecule: messenger RNA, 1176 nt
Organism: Coffea arabica (coffee)
Lineage: Eukaryota; Viridiplantae; Streptophyta; Magnoliopsida; Gentianales; Rubiaceae
Molecular function (GO): 2 iron, 2 sulfur cluster binding; nitrite reductase [NAD(P)H] activity
Source: RefSeq, a predicted model, not a curated record